ACGCAAGGAUGCCUAUGGUUCCUGCCGAAUAAGCCUACUAUUAUAGCGGAAUUGGCCCAAAGCCACCAACCUUGCUCCAAUUAUAACAUAGGGCUUAUCAUUCAGGCUGCAAUUUUGUCUGAUUCAACCUUUUGGGCACUUAGAGGAUCUGAAGUGUGUCACUGCAGUUGCAACUGUGCAGCCCAGUUUACCAUCUCCGAGGAGGACAGCCCUGGCUGCAACCUUCCAGCUGGAUGUCUCCAAUUUAUUGUUGUGAUCCUCCUUCCUAGUAACACUGUCCUCCUGGCCCCAGUGUGGCAGAAACAUGCACAAUCAGGGUUAACUUAAAAUCUGAACAAAACUCCAAGCCAUACUGUUGGAAGUCUUCCCAGACAACUCACCACGGCAGCAAAGAGCUAUGUGAGGCAAAUUGACCAAAACGGAGGUGAAAAAAGAGAGAGCAGGAUGGACCUCUUACAGAAAAGAGAAUCUAAGGAAACUUUGUUCACUUCUGUUUCUGCAGGAGAUAAUCCUCCCAAAGGAAUUUGUCCUCCUAUGAAAAAAUCCUCGAAAGUAUGUGGCACCAAUUACCCCCUCAGCAUCGCCUUCAUUGUGGUGAAUGAAUUUUGUGAACGCUUCUCCUACUAUGGCAUGAAAGCUGUCCUGACUUUGUACUUUCUCUACUUCCUCCAUUGGGAUGAGAAUACUUCCACUUCAGUCUACCAUGCCUUCUCAAGUUUGUGUUACUUUACACCGGUCCUUGGAGCAUACAUGGCUGACUCUUGGCUGGGAAAAUACAAAACAAUCAUUUAUCUCUCCAUUGUUUACGUUAUUGGGCACUUGAUCAAGUCAGUCGGGGCAAUACCGAAUUUGGGAAACCAGGUUGUUCAUGUGGUUCUCUCAAUGACGGGCCUGACCCUGAUUGCUCUUGGAACAGGCGGUAUCAAACCCUGUGUGGCAGCAUUCGGUGGAGACCAAUUUGAAGAGGAGCAUGUCCAGGAAAGGAGCAAAUUCUUCUCUGUCUUCUACCUGUCUAUUAAUGCAGGAAGUUUGAUCUCUACUUUCAUUACUCCUGUGUUGAGAGGGGAUGUGGAAUGCUUUGGAGGAGACUGUUAUGCUCUGGCUUUUGGUGUUCCUGCUGCCUUAAUGGUUAUAGCUCUCAUUGUGUUUAUUGCUGGGAAUGGAAUGUACAAAAAGACUCCACCACAAGGAAACGUCUUACUUGAAGUUUGGAAAUGCAUUUGGUUUGCAUUGACAAACCGGAUCAAAAAUCGCUCCCGACACAUACCUAAAAGGAACCAUUGGUUAGACUGGGCUUCAGAAAAGUAUUCAAGCCAGCUGAUAGCUGAAGUUAAAAUGUUGACACGAGUCCUAUUCCUCUUUAUCCCACUGCCAAUGUUCUGGGCUCUCUUUGACCAGCAGGGCUCUAGGUGGACAGUACAAGCCACCAAAAUGAAUGCUGACUUUGGAGGAUACGUCCUUCAGCCUGACCAAAUGCAGUUCUUAAAUCCUCUCUUGAUCCUUGUCUUCAUCCCAGUCUUUGACUUUGGACUCUACCCCUUGAUAGACUUGUGCAAAUUUAAUUUCACGCCUAUUAAAAAGAUGGCAACUGGGAUGAUCCUUGCAGCCUUGGCAUUUGCAGUUGCAGCCAUUGUAGAACUCAAGAUAGAGGAAAAUGUUAUGCCAGUGCUGGUUCCAAAAGAAAGUUACAUUCAGGUCCUGAAUUUGGCAGACAGAGAUAUUGAAGUGGCGAUCCAAGAUUACGACCAGUUUCGGCAUCCAAUUAAACCUUUUCAGGACCCUGAUGAAUACUCCAGAUUAAUUCUGAGCAGUAACCAACAAAACCUUCAUUUCCAAAUCCAGUUCCAAGGAUCAUCUUUUACAUUUAAUCAUAUCAUCCAGGAAAAGACCGUGAACAGUUUAAUUGUCUACAAGACAGAAGGAAGCUUAGCAAGCCGUUUGAUUAAAGACAUGGAACAAAAGCCGACGGAAGGAAUGUCAGCUGUGAGAUUCAUUAAUACUUUGGAGUUGGAUGCCAACAUCACUCUUAAGAAUGAGGAGUUUGUUAGCAUUAAUAAGAGUUAUGGUGUAUCAAGGUAUAGCAUCCUGGCGAGGGGAAGAUACAACCAUGUGAAAUGUCGAGUGGGAGGAGAAGAGUCCAUCCUACACCUAGGCCUCCUUGAUUUUGGAGCAGCUUACACAGUUGUUAUAACAAAUACUUCUGUAAAGGGCUUCCAGACAUCAAAGACAGAAGAUAUUGCUGCCAAUAAUGUCCAUAUUUCAUGGCAGAUUCCACAAUACCUGUUAAUAUCAGCUGGUGAAGUGAUGUUCUCCAUCACAGGUCUUGCCUUCUCUUACUCUCAGUCUCCUGCUAGCAUGAAAUCGGUGGUACAGGCAGGCUGGCUGUUGACUGUGGCCUUUGGAAAUGCUAUUGUGCUAAUUGUUGCUCAAGCUGCACCUCUGGAACAGUGGGUCGAGUUUGUCCUCUUUGCUGCUCUCCUCUUCAUCGUGUUUGUCAUUUUCUCCAUCAUGGGAUAUUUCUACAUUAGUGUGGACCCAGAAGAGCUCAUCCCCAAAGAGGAAAAAGAAGAACUAUCAAGCCGCAAAGAUAUGAUAGACCUUGUUAUAAAGAAAACCGAAGUAGAAAGUGGCUGUGGACACUGAAUUGGGGUUGUCUGGACUUUUUGGUUUGAGAAAAUGGCAAGAAAAUUGAUUUUUUUUCAGGCUGAUAGUCUGAAAAAGCUCUUGUAUUGUGGGGUAAACUCCUCCCCUCAGAAAGUCAACUGAGUAAAAUUACAGAAAUUCCUGGGAAUGGCAGUGUUACCAAUGUAUGCAAUCUCUUUGUAAAAAAAUAAGUUUACAUUACCCAGAAGGACACACCACAGAACUCAGUGAGAUUUUAGUGGAGAGGUGGUCAUAUAUUAAGGUUCCUUAAACAAUGGCAGAUUUAUUUAGAAAGCUUUACAGAAAAGAAAAACAUGAUGAAGUACAAAGAGUAAAUCUGUUGAAAUGGAAGUUGCACUGUGACAAAUCAUUCCCAUUCAUUACAUUGGGUUCACUAUAAGUAGACAAGAUUAACAUUGGAUUUAACUCAAUAUAAAUAAAAUUGCAAACUAAAACAA
Molecule: messenger RNA, 3101 nt
Organism: Anolis sagrei ordinatus
Lineage: Eukaryota; Metazoa; Chordata; Lepidosauria; Squamata; Anolidae
Gene: SLC15A2
Product: solute carrier family 15 member 2
Biological process (GO): dipeptide import across plasma membrane
Cellular component (GO): plasma membrane
Molecular function (GO): dipeptide transmembrane transporter activity
Source: RefSeq, a predicted model, not a curated record